Messenger RNA from Tinamus guttatus (white-throated tinamou), 463 nucleotides. The record is from RefSeq and is a predicted model, not a curated record. Lineage: Eukaryota; Metazoa; Chordata; Aves; Tinamiformes; Tinamidae.
UUUUUUCCUUUUCCUUUGUAGGAAAAUAGUUUCGGAAUAUGAGAAGACGAUUGCUCAGAUGAUAGGCAAGCCUGAGGAUGAGCAGAGGGAGAAGUCUGUGUCCCAUCAUACUGUUCAACAGCUGAUCGUGGAGAAGGAACAAGCUUUAGCAGAUCUGAACUCAGUGGAGAAAUCCCUGGCAGAUCUCUUCAGGAGAUACGAAAAAAUGAAAGAGGUCUUGGAGGGGUUUCGGAAGAAUGAAGAAGUGUUAAAGAAAUGUGCACAAGAGUAUUUAUCACGAGUAAAGAAAGAAGAACAGAGGUAUCAAGCUCUCAAAAUUCACGCUGAAGAAAAACUGGACAGAGCCAACGCUGAAAUUGCACAAGUGAGAGGGAAGGCUCAGCAGGAGCAGGCCGCGUACCAGGCCAGCCUUCGCAAGGAGCAGCUCAAGGUGGAUGCGUUGGAAAGGACACUGGAACAAAAG